Messenger RNA from Owenia fusiformis, 923 nucleotides. The record is from the annotation of a GenBank genome assembly. NCBI's taxonomy places the organism in Eukaryota, Metazoa, Annelida, Polychaeta, Sabellida, Oweniidae.
GUGUGUGCGAACCAAAUCCAUGUUUGAAUGGAGCGAAAUGUAUCAUAGCGACAGAAGCAAGAUGCAGAUGUGCAUAUGGCUACAGAGGAUCAUUUUGUCAAUCACAUGUUUGCGAGUUUCAAAAUCCAUGCCGGAAUGGAGGAACAUGUGAAUCCAUUAAAAGAUGGCCUGGGUUUGAUUUGCGCAGAUAUUACAAGAAAAAGCCUCAGCCAUUGGGAAGUAAAGUUAUUACAGGGAUUGUUUUCGCCAGUUUGUUUGGAGCAUCUGCAAUAAUUGUAGCGCUUUUCUUCAUAAUUAGAAGAUGCAGGAAAUCCCCAUCAACAUCUUACAGAGAGCCUAGAUCGAGAUUGGGAUAUGGCACUCCUUCUAUAUGGCCAAAUAAUCGAGACUCCCCAUCUUUGCCAACAGAAGAAGCCCAUAGAGCGGAAACACGAGGCAUGCUUCGUGACCUUGACACAGAGGGCAACCAAUCACAUACAAACAGAUUUGACCACAACGUCACAAGCCAAAGAACCACAAGGGAGCACAAUCUCAUGCACUCAGGACAUCAAGAUAAUAACUCCCCGCCAGUUCAAUAUGACCCCAACGUGUCCCCACCCGACUAUACAGAUGCGCUGGAUGAUAGAUACAAACUUCCGAGCCCGGAGAUCACCGAAGAACCACCGCCUUCAUAUGACACAGUUCAACUCAACGCGUUAAGAUCAGAGAAUCAUAGAACUUGAGACAUUAAAUUCAUGAUAAUAAUAUUGUCUCAGAUGAUAGUAACGAAGAACUGAAAAGUGAUGUCCACUUAUCGCUUGUUACGGAUCAGACUCUUACAGAUCAGACAUAUACCUGGAAAUAAUACUCAAACCAAUCUUAAAACUCUGGCUAUGCCAACAGAAAACACCCAUGACACAACAGCAAAUACCAUCCAUAGUAAU